Candidula unifasciata is the source of this 278-nucleotide messenger RNA. Lineage: Eukaryota; Metazoa; Mollusca; Gastropoda; Stylommatophora; Geomitridae. The record is from the annotation of a GenBank genome assembly.
GUUCGUCUACAAAGAACAGAAUAUACGUUAACCAUGACCAGCCACAGGGAACGAUCCAUCACAUGACCUUCACAGUUGACCCACAGGUGACCGUGACCUCCUUCAAAUGUGACCUCACAUAUGUGACAAAGAUCCCUGCAGAGUUCAUGAAGUUAACCCAUCGAAAUAAGACACUUGAUGAUGAUAGGACGCUACAGGAGCAGGGCGUUAAGCACCAUGACUUUGUUGUACUCACAGACAUUCGACUAAACUGCCCUGUACCUACCCUCACAGUAUAA